CAGUAUCUGUGUUCAGCUUCAGUCUAGAGCUGAUGUCUCAUAACUGUCAGAUUAUACAGACUUGCCGUACAUUACAAAUUGACACUAUUAUCAGAAUAAGAAUAGAGAAAUCUACAGGCACAAUGUACUCAUGGAAAGUAGUGAUGCUGAAUGCAGUUCUGGUUAUUGAUGGGAUGGCUGCUGGCUCUCUGCUGAGAUGGUGACAUUUAGCUGACUGAUCCGGGUGCCUUGUAACCUGUCAUCAUCACGCUAUCCUCCACCCUCCUUUACUCCAUGCUUGUCUUCAAAGCUGUGGAGUCAAACGCUGGAUGCAUCUGAUUGGCCUCUUCAUUGUCGCUGUGCUGGAAAAUGAUUGGUUAUGGCAGACAAAAUAAGCUGGUUGGGUUUUAACAAACAUACAUUCUUUGCUAAGUCCCCAUAAAUACAAAUGCAAUAUUAUAAACAUAUAAAAAACAAUAUAUAAAUGAUAAUAAUAUGAACAAAAUAAUAUGUGACUCUGUGUCACAAAACCAGUCUUAAGUAGCACGGGAACAUUUUUAGUAAAAGACAAAAAUACAUUAUAUGGGUCACAAUUAUCGAUUUUUCUUUUAUGACCAAAAUCAUUAGGAUAUUAAGAUCAUGUUCCAUGAAGAUAUUUUGUACAUUUCCUACCUUAAAUAUAUAAAAACUUUGUUUUUGUGAGUGAAUGGCCUGCCACAGUGCCUCUCAUUCAUAACUUCAAAGGCGCUUUUCUCAAUAGUUAGAUUUUUUUUGCACUCUCAGAUUCCUGAGUUUUAAACGGUUGUAUCUCAGCCAGAUAUCGUCCUAUUCUUACAACUCAAACAUCAAUAGAAAGCGUAUUUAUUCAACUUUCAGAUGAUGUAAACAUCUCAAUUUUCUGAAAAAAAUGACUGGUUUUGUUGUCCAGGGUCACAUUUGUGUUUUAAAUCAUAAUGUGAAAUGGCCGGUAGAUUAUUUCAGAAGUGCAGUUUAGUGCUGUGAGGGAGCGCCAAUGGAGGCGUUGUCACAUCUGCUCAAAAUCCUCACUGUGCAUCAUCUGGCCUCAAGGUUUUGUCAGAGGAAGAGAGGAGCUCCCCAGCAGGUCAAGAUGAUGAGGAAUGGGAGAAGGCCUUGUCUGUGGAGAGGUUCGGGGACAUCAUUACCGAGUCGGCCAUCAAUGGCGCAGAUAAAAUGGGUCGCAGCUACAACGAGAAAGACUUUGAGUAUCACAGGCAUACGUUCCACCACACCCAUCACCCCCUGUCCACCCACCUCCCCCCGCAGCGUUUCCGUAAGAGGGUGCUCAGUAUGGACCGCAGACGAAAGAAAAAGAGGAAGAAAAAGAAGACGUCCAUUCCUCCGUCAGACGUCACACCCACAAUUCAUGAGGUUGAUGAAGAGGAGGCUGAGUCUGAGGCAGAGGGGCGGUGCCAAUCGACCACGCCCACUGAGCCAUCUGAAGAGCUGCCACAGUUCAGUUUGGGAAGUGAGGAAGAUCUGGCGGCCGACCUCCCUCUCACCAGCUUCCAUAUGGAGAGUGAGAGACCCCCCAGCAGUGAAGAGACCCCACCUAACCCGGCCGGAAUGGAGGAGCAGGAGGAAAAGCACGAACCGCCGGACAGAGAAUCGAAAGAGCUUUCAAACAGGUGUAACCCAUCUCCAGAACCGGCCAGUAUGACAACACGGGGCUGGUUUCGCCGGAAGCCCGUCCACCGGCCGGCUGGAGCCCAGCGGACCAGCUACGACCUGCGAGAACGUAUCUGCAUUGGCAGCAUGACCGCCAUAGAGACGGCUGUCUACCAGAAGGUUCCUACUGAUGAGGCCGAGGCUCAGAUGUUGGCCAGCGCUGAUCUGGAUGACAUGAAGAGUCACCGAUUUGAGGACAAUCCUGGGGUUAGACGGCACCUGGUUAAGAAAUCAUCACGUUGUCAAAUUCCCCGAAUGAGCAACAGUUCUCCACCUCUGUCCAGUCUGAAGAGAAGAAAGAGGAUGGAGAAAAAACCCCACGAGGUGUUUGUGGAGCUCAACGAGCUGAUCGUGGAUAAAAACCAGCAGAUGCGUUGGAAGGAGACGGCACGUUGGAUCAAGUUUGAGGAGGAUGUGGAGGAGGAAACGGAUCGCUGGGGUAAACCGCACGUGGCCUCCCUGUCCUUCCGGAGCCUGCUGGAGCUCCGCAGGACCAUCACACAUGGUGCCAUCAUGCUGGACCUGGAUCAGACCACACUGCCUGGCAUCGCCCACCUGCUGGUGGAAACCAUGAUCAUCUCGGACCAGAUCAGAGCUGAAGAUCGACCCAACGUGCUGAGAGCCCUGCUGCUCAAACACAGUCACCCCAACGAUGAGAAAGAAGGACUUUUCCAUCGGAACCACUCUGUCACCAGUCUGAGCGGCUUCCGUCACAACCACAAUCAUGUUCAUGACACAAGCCUGCCUCUGGUGUCUCAGGACCACGCGGAGAUGCACGACAGCAAAGCGGCAGAACAUGACAAAGAGAAAAACCUCCACCCAGUUCCAGCUGAGUCUCACGCCGCUGCCAGAUCUCUAAAACUCCUGGCAAAGAUUCCCAAGGAUGCCGAGGCCACCGUGGUCUUAGUGGGUUGCGUGGAGUUCCUGGAGAAGCCUGCGAUGGCGUUUGUCCGGCUGAACGAAGCCGUCCUGCUGGAGUCUGUUCUGGAAGUCCCCGUCCCCGUUCGAUUCAUCUUUGUGCUGCUGGGUCCUACACAGACCAAUAUGGACUACCACGAGAUUGGACGCUCCUUCUCCACCCUCAUGUCUGAUAAGAACUUUCAUGAGGUGGCUUACUUUGCCGAUGACCGGCAGGACCUGCUCAAUGGCAUCAAUGAGUUCUUAGACUGCAGUAUUGUGAUUCCACCCUCGGACGUCGAGGGAAAAGACCUGCUGAAGACCGUGGCUUCCUUCCAGAAACAGAUGCUUCGCAAACGCAGAGAGAGAACGCAUAAAAAAUGUGGCAGUACCGUGACAGGAAAUGAGCAGGAGACAAAAGAUGUGAGUGCAGACGAACAAAUGGAGGAGGACCAGUUUGACGUGGACCCUCUCAAGCGCUCUGGGAUUCCAUUUGGCGGUCUGAUCCACGACAUCCGGAGACGUUACCCGCGCUACAUAAGUGACCUGAAGGACGGCAUCGACACACAAUGCCUCGCUGCUAUCAUUUUUAUUUAUUUCGCUGCUCUUUCGCCCACCAUCACAUUCGGAGGUUUAUUAGGUGAGAAGACGCAAGGCAUGAUGGGAGUCUCUGAGCUCAUCAUCUCCACGGCAACGGUGGGAGUCCUGUUUUCCUUGCUGGCGGGGCAGCCGUUACUCAUUAUUGGCUUUUCUGGACCCCUUUUGGUCUUUGAGGAAGCUUUUUAUAAGUUCUGCCAGGCGCAGGGCUUUGAGUAUCUCACGGGCCGAGUCUGGAUCGGGUUCUGGCUCAUCUUUAUAGUUCUGGUGAUAGUGGCGGCUGAGGGGAGCUUCCUCGUGCGCUACAUCUCUCCUUUCACGCAGGAGAUCUUUGCUUUCCUCAUCUCCCUCAUUUUUAUCUUUGAAACCUUCUCCAAGCUCAUAAAGGUCUUUCAAGAACAUCCUCUGCAGAAAAGCUAUCCCACCACUUCCAUAUUGAAUGCCUUCACACCCAGAAUCUCUUCUUCGGAGGUGGAUGUGUUUGAGGAGCCCAUUCUCAACCAGCCCAACACAGCCCUGCUGUCACUGGUGCUCAUGAUGGGAACCUUCUUUGUGGCCUUCUUUCUCAGAAAGUUCAGGAAUAGCAGGUUCCUAGGUGGAAAGGCCAGAAGAAUCAUUGGAGAUUUUGGGAUCCCGAUCUCUAUCCUGAUCUCUGUUGUGGUGGAUAUCUCCAUCCCUGACACAUACACGCAGAAGCUGAACGUCCCCUCUGGAUUCUCGGUCACGUCUCCGGACAAGCGAGGCUGGUUUAUUAGCCCGUUCGGAGAUAAACAGCCUUUCCCCAUCUGGAUGAUGGGCGCCUCGGUGAUACCGGCCCUGCUUGUUUUUAUCCUCAUUUUUAUGGAGACUCAGAUCACCACCCUGAUGGUGAGCAAGAAGGAGCGGCGUUUGGUGAAGGGUUCAGGCUUUCAUUUGGACCUCCUGCUCAUCGUGAUUUUAGGAGCUUUCUGUCCGCUGUUCGGUCUGCCAUGGCUGACCGCCGCUACCGUACGCUCCGUGACUCACGUGAACGCUCUGACAGUCAUGAGUAAAGCUACGGCCCCUGGAGAAAAGCCCAUGAUCCAGGAGGUCAAAGAGCAAAGGGUGACGGGAAUGUGUGUGGCUGUGCUAGUAGGUUUGUCUAUAGUUAUGACUGAUGUGCUGCGUCACAUUCCUCUGGCUGUGCUGUUUGGUAUAUUUCUGUACAUGGGCGUCACGUCUCUUACUGGUAUCCAGCUUUAUGAGAGAAUCACGCUGAUGGUGACGCCUGCUAAACAUCAUCCUGACCACACCUUUGUUACCAAGGUGAAGACGUGGCGUAUGAACAUGUUCACCAUCAUUCAGUUGCUGUGUAUCGUCCUACUGUGGGUGGUGAAGUCGACUGUAGCGUCUCUGGCCUUUCCCUUCAUCCUGAUCAUGACCGUCCCUCUGAGAAGACUCAUCCUGACCAGAAUCUUUGAGGAGAGAGAGCUCGCCGCGCUGGAUGCUGAUGAAGACACGCCUAAUUUUGAUGAAGAUGGUCGUGAUGAAUACAAUGAAAUCCACAUGCUCGUCUAGACACAGAACAGCUCAACUCCUCAAUGACACGGGCCACCGAAUACUCAAUACUGUCCGGAGGUGUAAAGACCUGCACUGCCCUCUUCCACCAUUGUUUCUUGUGUGUUUAAACAUUUGUGAUCAUCCAGUCUAAAUACGGUUUGGAUUUUUCUGAUUUAAUUUUCAUCCUUUUGCUGUGUUGUUGGUGCUGUUAGUAAUUCAUCUGAUUGUUUUAUGGAAUAGCACACAGAAAAUAUCUUGCGAUAUCCCACCUGUGUCUGUGACGGCAAGUGAAACCUUUGGAUGCUGCAGUUUGGGCACUGAGAUGCUUGCGAUGUGCCAUUUUGAGGGGUUGGAUUUGCAAACAUGACUCUGAGGGUUUGGAGAGAGAGAGUUAAUGUUAGUAACUGCAUAUGUAACAGAUUUUAAAGCUUGAUUCAGCUCCCUAAAAAUACUAUGUUUUGUUUUUAUUUCAGAUUGUUAAAGAAAUAAGGUUUUUAUUCUAUUUUUAUUUUUUUAGGGAGGUUACUCCAAAGGAUUUAUUUAUGAUAAGUUGCUCAAAUGAUUUCUGUUCAGUAUAGAGACGAUAAACGAACGUUAUGUGGCCCAAAUUUAACUUCCGGUAGCAGGCAAUGAUCUAUAACUGUUGAGUAGUUUUAAUUUAGUACAAAUUGUUGUAUCUCUAGCCAGACAGAUAACUAAACAGACUUCUGGCCAGACGCGUGCUUCCGAUGAAAACAUUUAUUUUAGUUGAUAUAUAGAAUCAUUGCCCAACUAUGUUAUUAUUAUAAUCUAAAUUUUGAGUGUAUGUGUGUUGGUGGGCGCAUGUGUGUUUUAAUACCUUUGCUGUUAUGCUGCACAAUGUUGAAAAUAGGUUAAAGCCAUAGAAACAAGGAUUUUGUUGUGUGCAUAAAUAAGAACGUUCUGAAUCAAUGAUAGUCCAAAGGCUGUUAAACUGCCAGUGAAUAUGGAUUCACUCACCACUCAUAGGCACUUUGACUCCAAUGAAACUUGCUGCCAAAUUGUUGGACAGGCAAUUUUCCUGUAAAAUGUUCAUCAAGUCCCAUUUCCAAUUUGUGCAUGAAGUGAUUUACUUAAAAAUGUCUCUUCAGUCCCAAUCUUAAAGCCAAUCAUAAAUUGCACACUGUGGCGCUUUUAAAACAUUUCUCUGUUUGGGACGGGACCGAGUUUGAAACUCCAUUGGGACGACAGGGGGUUUGCAGAUUUUUUUGUAUUUCUUUCUUUGUGAAAUAAGAAGUUUAGAAACAGAAUGCAUCUCUUUCUCACCUUUUGUGUUUUCACAUUACACAAACUGUGACACGUUUAAUUCAAUCUUGUAUUAGUCUGAUGUCAUAACAGAAAGUAUUGCUCCAUUACGUCAUGUUUGGAGCUCUGACGAAACCUUGGACCUUUGGACUGUAAAUACCGCGCUGUCCGUGCGUGUGGCGGAUUUGUUGAACUUCUGAAGCCGGUCACGCAAGGACUAGCUCAUUUCAUCACAAACACACAUUCCACAUGUUUUCUUUUGCUCUUUGUUACCCUUUUGAAAAAAUGGAGAAUUGUGCAAUAUCGCAAUAUCUGUUGUGCUUCUCUGACGUUUGGCACGACCCUUAAGUGCCGCUUUCAGCCGGGUCCUGAUGUAAUGAGAGAUUUUGGGUUCCUUGAAGCACCUAAUAUAAGGGAGUAGAUGUAUUCAGAAGUGUAACCUCGAUACAGACGCCAGAAGGGUAAAUGGACGACAGACGAUUAUUGGUUGUAAUGUUUUUCCUUCAGUGUUUGUCUUCAGGGUUCGAUCGGAGAGGUAAAGUUGGAUGGAGACAGAAUUGCUAUGAUUGAUAAAGUAUUCCGUGUGUGAAACUCACUCGCCAGGUUUAUCAGAUGUGAACGCAACAGAUGUUUGAUUCUCAGAGGAGGGGUCUCAUGCUCAAAAGUUGAUCUUAUAAUGAAGUACUCGGUGUUCUUUCACGUGAAGUUGAGAAGAAACAGCAACCUAGUUUACAGAGCACAGAAUUUUUGGGGGCAUUAUGUGCACUGUCAAAUCGUGAAAAAUGAAACAUUGGAAACAAUUUAGAAAGAGAUAUGACCUGAUAUUGAUUUUAUGUUGAAAUCUUUGAUGUUUCCCAUAGAAAUGAUUAAAAAGAUACACGUGCAGGAGUUAUAAGAAAUAAUAAUCAUCGGUGGCGCUUGAUGAGACCCAUGUGAGAUUACUUUAGGGUCUCGGAAGAAAGAUCUGGAGCAAGUCUCCAUUAGAUCUCCUUCAAGUCUUGUUGAUGUCCUAAAGAUUGAUAUAGUAAAGAGACCUCCUGUGUGAUUUCUCUUUACUAUCUCUCAUAGCUGCUGCUUAAAGGAGUUAUUUACUGUAUAUAUUGAGAGAGAGAGAAAGAGAGAAUAGAUCAUCAUUGGUGCUUUAUCUGUUUAUUACAGGAGUUUUUUGCACUGCCAAUAAUAUUCACACUCUUUUUUUAAGUAAACAGUCUAAGCAACUGGAAAAAUUGGAGAGGCGUUUUGGUCAGAUAAAAAUGUGUUCACAAUCCCCCACUGUAAAAUAUUACUGCAACCAGAAAUGCUAAGUUGCACAGAUCGGUCGUUUGCGCUAUUUACUGUAUUUGAUUUGUGGUUGUCUAUGGUUUGGUUAACAUACACAUUCAACUUUAAUGAAUGUUAUUAAUUGAUAUAGUGACUUAUAAUUUCGAACACCAAACUGGUGAUGUUUCGAGCAGAAAUUCAUUGCAUCCUUUCCACUUUUGAUUGACAGGAUAUAUCGGCCCUGAAAUGAUCAUCGGCUAUUUUUAAACAGUAGAAUCACAAUAUUAUCUAGAGUGCACUGAUAUAUCAGCCAAUCAUUUUUAUCGGCCCGAUUAAAAGCUAAUUUUCCUCAACAGGACGAUACCGAUUAUUGGCCGAUAUAUCGGUGCAUCUCUAGAUCAUAUUGUAAUUUAACAUUUUGCCUUAAGAACCACAAUAGUUACAGACACACUCUGCCGCCCUACACUCGUAUACUUUAAGUGUGAUUCAUUUGCCAAAAGUAAGAUAACUAAAUAAAAUAAGACGAAUGUGACAGAUUUUUAAGAAAUUCUCAAUUUCACCAUGCAUCUGAAUUAUUAUAGCCAUGAUAAUCAUAGAGUGAAAAUCUGAUAUUGUGACAGCCCCAAUUUACGCUUAUUCAAAGGGCUAGGCAUCUUUUAUUUAUUUGCAUAAUUUACCUGGGAGUGUUUGGCCAGUCAAACCCACUUCUGUCACAGAGUUAUCGACUUCUUAACCCUUUUGUUUGGAUAAAUCAUUGACGCACAGCUUUGAUGCCUGACCAUCCUCUUACUAUGUACAGUAUGAUUGCUAACUGUUACUUUGAGUCCUGGGACUAAAGAUCUGGUCAAGUGAUUUAAUGGUUCCCUGCAUGUGGCAGCUCAUGAAACGCCCCGUUUUGCAAUAUGAAUCAUAACCCUGCAGUGCUUGGCCUCAUAACUGCUGAUUUAUUUCUAUGUUUAACAGUUCAUGCUUUUAUUUAUUAGCAUACACCAUUUUUUAAAUGGAUUAAGGCUGUCAUUUAAGAUAAGUACCAUUAGUCCCUAAAGCACAACAAACUGAUAUUGAUUGCGUAGUUUGUCUCGUGCUGAAUGUAUAUAAUGUAGUGAUAUUGUACAUGAUGUCUUGUUGGAACAUCUGGAUGCAGUUUCUUGAAUUUGUGUCUGGUUGAUAUACACCCAGAGACAGGUUUGGCGUAAGAACAUGGAGAAAAACAGAAUUUGCAGUGUACCCAGUCCAGCAAAAUGUAGUUGUAACUCCUCUCAUAAGCGCUUAAUCCCAUUUUGUACGUAAACGGUUGGGUUAUUUAUGGUAGUGACGAAUGCAUUCAAUACUGAAAAAUGUUUUACAUUCAGCUUCUUCAGCCAUUGCCAAUCCAAUAUUUUGUCUUCACUCCUACAUUUUUAGAGAAAGUUCACCUAAAAAUAACAGUUCUGUCAUAAUUUCUUCACACCUCACGUCACCUCCUAAGACUUUAUUUUUCUGCGGAAUACAAAAGAAGAUCAUUUGGAAGGACGUUGAUCACCAAACAACACUGGCCCCAUUGACUUCCAUUGUAUGAACACAAAACCAUGGUGUCAUUUCUCAAAAUAUCCUCUUUUGUGUUCCACACAGAAAGACUUUUUGAACACACACAUUAGAACCUCUGUGCAAUUGAAGUACAGACGUGUGCGGAGAGCUCGGAGACAUAAGCACCUUUGUCAUUGUCGGGUUGUGUGAAAAGAAAAACACAUUUUGCAUGGAUGUUGGGUUAUUAUGUGAGCACUUCUAGACUGCCAUUUCCGGUUUGUGGUUUUUAGAUGUCGGAGCCAUGAAAUGAAAGGGAAAUGGUAUUACUGGUGCAGGGGUGAGACGUCUGAAUUUUGGUAGGUGAUGCCACCCUAGUUGUGCAGACCACCCACCCGUUCUUAUGGAAAUACUACUGUUUGCCAUUAUGCCUGAACCGUCAUUCUUUUGUUUUUUGUCAUUUUAUUUAGUUUUGUCUAAUGCUGUGUGUCAGCUGUAUGCCAUUUUUUUUUUUUAAUGACACAGAAAAUGACAAUCAGAUGUAGUUGCAGAUUUUAUUAAUAUAUUAUUACCCAACAUUCAGCAGUUCUGACACGAAACAUUUUAACACGAAGAGACGAAAGAUUCGAUUUGGUUGAAAAUAUAGAGCGGUUGUAAAAGAAAACGUUUACCUCUCUCACAUGUUAAUACAAGCAAUGUGAAUUUCAUUUUUCUCUUUAUACUUUUAGAUGGAGAUAGGAUGAACACUAGAUUACACGUUUAGCUCCUUAAGACAAAUAAGGAUGAUAAAAAAGAAUCAUAAUUCCUUGAGUUUUAUUUGACAUAGUGGGUUAAUGGUUUUACGUUUGGAUCAUUUUCAGAAAGGCCUCUAGGCCUCUGUUGCCUGGUUAUAAAUAAGAAGUGUAGUUUGUCCGAAAAUACGAAAACAUUUCGAGUUCGUAUAUGUUAUAAAAUGUAUUACUUUAGCAUUAGCAAUACUGGAAAUACGAUGAUGUUGUGGAUAUUUUAAUAGCAGUAAUAACUACUAUUGUGUAAAAAGAAAAAUGGUUUUAAGAGCAUUGUCAAACAAAUUGUUAUUUUUUUGUCUCAAAAUAAAUAUUUAUUAUGUGUUUCAA
Molecule: messenger RNA, 9818 nt
Organism: Triplophysa dalaica
Lineage: Eukaryota; Metazoa; Chordata; Actinopteri; Cypriniformes; Nemacheilidae
Gene: slc4a3
Product: solute carrier family 4 member 3
Exons: 23
Coding region: 1171-4695 (1174 amino acids)
Biological process (GO): transmembrane transport; regulation of intracellular pH; monoatomic anion transport
Cellular component (GO): plasma membrane
Molecular function (GO): solute:inorganic anion antiporter activity; monoatomic anion transmembrane transporter activity
Source: RefSeq, a predicted model, not a curated record